This is a messenger RNA of Colossoma macropomum (tambaqui), 1995 nucleotides long. It is a transcript of the gene shha, whose product is annotated as sonic hedgehog signaling molecule a. NCBI's taxonomy places the organism in Eukaryota, Metazoa, Chordata, Actinopteri, Characiformes, Serrasalmidae. The transcript is spliced from 3 exons. The coding region runs from base 523 to 1764 and encodes 413 amino acids. The record is from RefSeq and is a predicted model, not a curated record. Gene Ontology annotation, biological process: intein-mediated protein splicing; smoothened signaling pathway; cell fate specification. Gene Ontology annotation, molecular function: patched binding; calcium ion binding.
CAGGAGCGGAGGAGCCAAUCAGAGUCCCUGCUUGCGACCCACUGCAGCUACCGUACAUAAAGGAGCGAUAGAGAGCGAGAGGGAGAGCGAGAGAGAGAGAGUGAGAGAGAGAGAGAGAGAGAGAGAGAGAGAGAGAGAGCGAGAGAGAGAGAGAGAGAGAGAGAGACUCCGCGUGCCUCCCAGACCCCCAGCACCACCUUGCGCUCCAAAACCCAAAGCCCACCCUCUCCAAAGACCCCCUUUUUUAUCCAUCCAUCCAUCCACCCCCCCCACCACCUCCACCACCACCAAUCCAAAGCCCUUCUAAUGCACUCCUCCAGCAGCUUUUCCCACCUGCCGCGGUAAAGGCGGGGGGGCACGCGCACUGGUGCCUGACAAGAGGAGGAGCACGAGGAGAGCAGAAGAGGAGGAGGAGGAGGACGCACGGCCAGGACGCACGGCCCCAUUACGCACGGUCAUUACGCACGGUUAUUACGCACGGUUUUUACGCACGGCUCCGCGACGGUCAGGACGCGUCCGACCAUGAUGCUGCUGGCCAGAUCCGCUCUCCUGGCCGCCCUGACCCUCUCCCUCGCGCUGGCCUGCGGGCCGGGCAGGGGCUACGGGCGCAGGAAGCAUCCCAAGAAGCUCACGCCGCUCGCCUACAAGCAGUUCAUCCCGAACGUGGCCGAGAAGACGCUGGGCGCCAGCGGCAGGUACGAGGGCAAGAUCACGCGGAAUUCCGAGAGGUUCAAGGAGCUCAUCCCCAACUACAACCCCGACAUCAUCUUUAAGGACGAGGAGAACACGGGCGCCGACCGGCUCAUGACUCAGAGGUGCAAAGACAAGCUGAACUCGCUGGCCAUCUCGGUAAUGAACCAGUGGCCGGGGGUCAAGCUGAGGGUCACCGAAGGCUGGGACGAAGACGGACACCACUUUGAGGAGUCCCUGCACUACGAGGGCCGGGCCGUGGACAUCACCACCUCCGACCGGGACAAGAGUAAAUAUGGGAUGCUCUCCAGGCUGGCGGUGGAGGCCGGCUUCGAUUGGGUUUACUACGAGUCCAAAGCCCAUAUCCACUGCUCCGUCAAAGCAGAGAACUCGGUGGCCGCCAAGUCCGGAGGUUGUUUCCCAGGAACCUCGCAGGUCCAGCUGAAGGACGGACGGAAGAAGGCCGUGAUGGACCUGAAGCCCGGAGACACGGUGCUAGCAGCGGACGAAGCGGGGAAGCUGGUCUACAGCGACUUCGUCAUGUUCACGGACCGAGACCCGUCCACCAGAAGAGUGUUUUACGUGAUAGAAACCAAAGCCCAAAAGAUCACCCUGACCGCAGCCCACCUGAUCUUCAUCCUUGACAACUCGACCAGCGACGUCCAGGCCAUGAGGGCCGCGUUCGCCAGCGAGGUCAAACCCGGACAGAAGGUGCUGGUCCUCAAUGGCGACAAAGGUCAGCUGAGCCCUGUGGUCGUGGAAAGGAUAUACUUGGAGGAGCACCAAGGCUCAUACGCACCGGUCACUUCUCACGGCACCAUCGUGGUGGACCACGUUCUGGCGUCUUGCUACGCUGUCAUCCAGGACCACAGACUAGCCCACUGGGCCUUCGCCCCGGUCAGGUUAGCCUACGGCUUGUCCUCGUUUUUACUCCCAGAGAGCUCCCAGCUGUCAAACUCGACCGCACAGCCGGACGGAAUCCACUGGUACUCCAGGCUGCUCUACCGAAUGGGAACUUGGCUCUUGGACAAGCGUUCGCUUCAUCCGCUGGGCAUGCCUGCACAGUCAAGCUGAAAAAGACUCGCGUGGACAUUUCAAACUAAUGUAGGAUAUAAGACAAUAUUAGUAUAUAAAAACAAAGAGAGAGAGAGAGAGAGACAGAGAGAGAGAGAGAGAGAGAGAGAGUGAGAGAGAGAGAGAGAGAGAGAGAGAGGCCCCAGGAAGAGGUGGGAUAUUUAUUUCACUGACUUUUACAUUUGUCAUUUUAAAAAAAGAGUAAAAAAAAAAGAAAGAAAGAGUAAGAAA